GAAGACGAGAUCGAGUAGAGUUCAGCAGCUCCACACACAGCCAUGUCGGUGUCUGACAACAUCUUCUCUGUGCACGAGGCGUCUUCAGACUCCAGCGCUCAGACUCCGAUGGACUCGGCCCUGUAUACUCAGACCAUCAGCUUUACUAAGAGUCCCGAGGUGAUGAUGGGUUAUUUACCGUACUCCUCCUGUCUGAACAACCCAAACACCAACACUGAGCGCUCAGUGCAGCAGAGUUCUGCACAUACACAGGAUUUUGCUCAGUUUCUGGAGCCACCGCCAGCGUCUGCGCUCCGCCUGUGCGCACAGAAGCGAGGUGUGAGUAAAGACAGUGCUGAGUACCGGCAGAGGAGAGAGAGAAACAACAUCGCCGUCAGGAAGAGUCGAGAUAAAGCGCGGCGCCGCAUCCAGAUGACCCAGCAGAGGGCGCUGCAGCUGCAGGACGAGAAUCAACGGCUGCAGGUGCACAUCCAGCGCCUGCUGCACGAGGUGGAGGCGCUCAGGCAUUACCUGUCCCAGCGUCACCUGCAGGACACAUCUGAGGAGCACUGAUGAGAAUACACCUGGAGAACACAAACCUGAGGAACACACACCUGAAGAAAACACCUGAGAAACACACCUGGAGAACACAAACCUGAGGAACACACACCUGAAGAAAACACCUGAGAAACACACCUGAGGAACACUGCUGCGAACACACACCUGGAGAACACACCUGAGGAACACACACCUGAAGAACACAACUGAGGAACAAACACCUGAAGAACACACCUGAGGAACACACACCUGAGGAACACUGCUGCGAACACACACCUGAAGAUCACACCUGAGGAACACACACCUGAAGAACACACCUGAGGAACACACUCCUGAAGAACACACUCCUGAAGAACACAUCUGAGGAACACACUCCUGAGGAACACACACCUGAGGAACGCACACCUGAGGAACACACACCUGAAGAACACACUCCUGAGGAACACUGCUGCGAACACACACCUGAAGAUCACACCUGAGGAACACACACCUGAAGAACACACCUGAGGAACACACUCCUGAAGAUCACACCUGAGGAACACACACCUGAAGAACACUGGUGUGAACACACACCUGAAGAUCACACCUGAGGA
This is a messenger RNA of Danio rerio (zebrafish), 1130 nucleotides long. It is a transcript of the gene cebp1, whose product is annotated as CCAAT/enhancer binding protein (C/EBP) 1. NCBI's taxonomy places the organism in Eukaryota, Metazoa, Chordata, Actinopteri, Cypriniformes, Danionidae. Gene Ontology annotation, cellular component: nucleus. The record is from RefSeq and is marked provisional. Gene Ontology annotation, biological process: regulation of DNA-templated transcription; regulation of transcription by RNA polymerase II; DNA-templated transcription. Gene Ontology annotation, molecular function: sequence-specific DNA binding; DNA-binding transcription factor activity.